Molecule: messenger RNA, 2044 nt
Organism: Scomber scombrus (Atlantic mackerel)
Lineage: Eukaryota; Metazoa; Chordata; Actinopteri; Scombriformes; Scombridae
Gene: lpcat4
Product: lysophosphatidylcholine acyltransferase 4
Exons: 13
Coding region: 1-1542 (513 amino acids)
Biological process (GO): phosphatidylcholine acyl-chain remodeling
Cellular component (GO): endoplasmic reticulum
Molecular function (GO): 1-acylglycerophosphocholine O-acyltransferase activity
Source: RefSeq, a predicted model, not a curated record
AUGGAGAGGGACGACUGUCACCCAGCAACGCCUGAGUACCCACAUCCGUUCAUUCAUGUCGUGAAGCUGACCACCGCUCAGAGGAUCAGGGGCAUCAUCCUGGGCAGCAUCCUCUUCCCCCUCCGCAUCGCCCUCGCCUCCCUCUGCUUCCUCAUCAGUUGGCCGUUCGCCCGGCUGCGUCUGGCCGGUCUCUCUGAGGAGGAACGUUCGCGUCCCGUCACCGGCUGGAGGUCCUGGCUCCUCCACCCGAUCGUCUGGUUCCUGAGCCGCUCCGUCUUCUUCUGCCUGGGCUUCCUGUGGGUGAAGGUCAAAGGUCGCAGGGCGGACCUGAAGGAGGCGCCCGUGCUGGUGGUGGCGCCUCACAGCGGCUUUCUGGACAUGACGGUUCUGUUUCCUACUCAGCUCCCAACCGUGGUGUCACGGUCGGAGAACACCAGCAUACCUGUUAUAGGAGCGUGUCUGGAGUUCAACCAGGCCGUGAUGGUGAGCAGAAAGGAUCCAGAGUCGAGGAAGAAGGCGGUAACGCAGCUAACGGAGAGGCUGACGUCUAACGGAUACUGGCCUCAGAUGCUGAUGUUUCCUGAAGGAACUACCACUAACGGCAGCGCUCUUAUCAAGUUUAAACCCGGUGCCUUCCUCACCGGAGUCCCAGUCCAACCUGUUCUGUUGCAUUACCCCAACAAAGUGGAUACAGUUCGCUGGACCUACAAAGGAACAACAUGGGUUGAGGCACUGUGGCACACCGCUUCACAGCUUUACACCAACGUGACUGUCGAGUUCCUGCCCGUUUACAACCCCUCCCAGGAAGAGAAGAACGACCCCAACCUGUAUGCCGACAAUGUUCAGAAGCUCAUGGCCGAGGCCCUCAGACUCCCGGCUACAGACUAUGUGAUGGAGGGCCGGGUGCCUGUCAGUAAACUGGGCGGUCUCUCUCUCCCGCUGGAGUCACCUGCCAGAGAAACACUGUCACUGCUGCACAGAAACGGCCUCGGAGCGUCUGAGGUGGAAGCAGCGUUGGACAGAAUGAUUGACAGGUGUCAGUCAGGACCUCAGGGGCUAAAAGCCAGCGCAGAGGAGCUCGCCUCUAUUCUCGGACUGACGGAUAAACAGACAGCUACUAUCUGUGGCCUCUACUCUAAAGAUGACACAGUCGACCUCCGUCAGAUCUAUUUGAGUGUCCUUGCUCUCUCUGGAUUUGUCAGCUUCAAGUCGCUCCUUCACACAGCCUUCACUCUGUAUGACGGAGAAGGCAGCGGCAGUCUGAGUGCAGAGCAGCUGUCAGGCCUGAUGGGGGCGCUGCUGGGCGUUCCUCAGCAUCACACCACUGAGCUUUACGCCGAGGCCUCCAGUGAGGGCCGGCUUACUGAAGACGACCUCCUGCGAGUGCUGACGACCCACCCGACCUAUCAGAGAGUAGUGAACCAGCACCUGCAGCCUGACGAGGAGCUGGACGGCCCGCUGUCUAACGGGAAGGUCGUAAACAACAAUGGACACAUGCUCGACAGCAACGGAUCGCUCCACCACCACAAGAAGUUCGAAUAACGACUUUUUCAUGUUUUGUUUUUGGUAUUACAUGAAAGUGAAAGUCUGACGUCUCUUUUUAAAAUUUUUAUUACCGUCGGGUUUAUCACAUACGUGCAGAAACCGGUCCGACCGACCAGAAGAAUCAUUGACUAAGGAUUGUAUUUUUACAUUUUGUGCCAUAUAUGAAUGUAUUUUAAAAAACACUCAAUACUGUAACAUUUUAAGACAAAUCACCCUGACACAGAGACACCAAAGACUUUAUUAAUUUAUAGCUGAAUGCUACCGUGGAUUUCUGAGUGAGUGAGUAUGUGUGUUUGAGGAUGCUAAUAUAUGUGUGUAUGUUUACCAGUUUGUUUAUUUUUUUUAAAUACUCAAGAAAUCUUGUUUACAUGUUGCUCCAGAGACUGUAAAAAAAAAAAAAAAGAGUCCGUUACUGUAUACGUAUUUUUAUUUAUCACAAAAAUAUAAAUACCCUCUUAUAUUAAGGGACGAUGGCAUGUGCAAGCAAAACAAAACUAAA